Trematosphaeria pertusa is the source of this 2138-nucleotide messenger RNA. Its product is annotated as serine/threonine kinase 16. Lineage: Eukaryota; Fungi; Ascomycota; Dothideomycetes; Pleosporales; Trematosphaeriaceae. Gene Ontology annotation, biological process: transmembrane transport. The coding region runs from base 1 to 1644 and encodes 547 amino acids. The record is from RefSeq and is a predicted model, not a curated record. The transcript has 6 exons. Gene Ontology annotation, molecular function: transmembrane transporter activity.
AUGGGUCUCGGUGUGCUGGACGAUCAUCACCUCGAGCAUGUGCCUGGCACGGCGCCGCUGGCGGAUAUGAUGGAUGCGGAGCAUCAUCAAUACCACGGGCGCGACACCUCCGGGCUCAAGCACGGCACCGGCCGCAACGCAGACAUCGUCCUCGUGCCCCAGCCCUCCGAGUCGCCGCGAGAUCCGCUCAACUGGCCGCAAUGGAAGAAGGAGCUGCUCCUCCUCAUUAUCAGCAUCGACACCGCCGUCGUCGGCGCCUGGGGCCCCAUGAUCUCGCCCGGUUUCGCGGAGAUGGCCGUGCAGUUUAACAUGAGCUAUAAUUCGCUCAACGGUGGCCUCGGAUGGGCCAUCUUCGCUAUCGGAAUCUCCUGCUUCGUGACGAACGGGUUGUCGGUCAAGUAUGGGCGGAGGCCGGUUAUGAUGCUGGGCAACCUGAUGCUGUUCAUUAGCAGUGUGUGGGCGUACCAUGCUCACACGUAUGAGAGUCUGCUGGCGAGUCGGAUCUUUGGCGCUAUCGGGAUGAGUCCUUUUGAAGUGCUCACUACAGCGGUCAUCGGCGACAUUUACUAUGUCCAUGAGUGCGGUCUGAGACUGGCGUUCUGGGGGCUGUGUCUGUCUGUUGGUGUUGGCGGUGGAAGCUGCAUCAGCGGAUACAUCAUCCAGAACCUCGGUUGGAACUGGACGUAUGGCAUUUGCGCAAUCUUCUACGGCGUCUUCAUCAUCCUCAUCUUCUUCUUCGUCCCCGAGACGGUGUACAAGCGCGACCCAGCCUACAACCUCGAUCUCGGCACCACGGACCACACCGAGGAGAUGCUGGACGCCGCAAAGACCAAGGAUGCAUCGAACAUCCGCUCAGUCCGCGUCGAGCCUAUUUACACGGGUGCAGACGAGAAGCCAUAUACCUGGUGGGAAGAGCUCCGUCCAGUGCGCGGUGUCGAAAGCGAUGAGAACCUGCUCGAGAUUAUUGUGCGCCCAUUCGGCAUGCUGCUCUUCCCGCAGGUCUUCUACGGCUUCAUAACGUACGGUCUGUCGACGUCGUGGCUCGUGGUCAUGGGCGGCGUGCUCGCGCAGCUGUUUACCGCUCCGCCGUACAACUUCAGCGUCUCGGCCGUCGGCCUGAUCAGUAUCUCACCGCUGGUUGCGGCGCUGCUCAGCAUCGUCGCCGGGCCGCUGAACGACAUGGCGGUCAAGCAGCUUGCGCGCUGGAACAAGGGCAUCUACGAGCCCGAGUUCCGCCUGUCGCUGAACGUGUUGACGCUGAUUCUCGGCGUCAUUGGCUUCUUUGGCUUCGGCGCGACGUUGCAGAACCACGAUCCCUGGGCGGGGCCGGUGUUUCUGUACGGCCUCAUCUACUUCUCGAUGGCGUUCUUGAAUAUCGGCAUUUACGGCUACAUCACCGAGUGCCACCGCUCCAAGGCGCCGGAAGCGUUUGCGUCGCUCAACCUGCGCAACAUCUACUCGUUCGGAAUGAACUACUUCAUCAGUUCUUGGAUCACGAGCAUGGGUCCGUUGCAGGUGUUCUCGACCAUUGGCGGCCUGCACAUUUUCAUCCUGCUCCUCACUAUCCCAAUGUGGAUUUUUGGCAAGAAGUGCCGCAGUAUGACAGCGCGUGUCCCGUUUUUCAAGAAGCUGCAGGGCCAUUGAGGCAUGGAGACUGUGGUGCGGCCGGUAAAGUAGGAGGCAUGAAGCCGGGGAGAUGCCCAGUUAGGAAGGAGGAGCGGCGGAUCGCAAGUACUGUGUACCUAGGUAGAACACCCCAUGUCAUCAGGGGUGAUGCAAACAGAGGACGAACCUCGAUUCUUUGCGUAUACUGUACUGUGUCGUCGUCUUGUGCGAGUAAAUACGGGGAGGUGCCGCUCGUGACGUGUGACGCGAUAGGUGACGAGAUUGUGAUCAACGAGGGUCCACGAAAAGAGCGCUGAAACCUCACACAAAGCACCGCGGCCGUUGCAUCCGCCCGCGAAGGCCCUCCAUGUUCGUUCUGAGGUGAUGGAUGCGCUGGCACCGGCAAGACGCAAGACGGCAUCUGCGACCCCCCCGCCGCCGGGUCCGGUUCCGGCUAGCUCCCUUCGCUGGGGCGCAGCUCUGGGCUUGGGUGGAUCCAGGGCCGGCGCGGUGCCUGAAAGUCUUGGUCUUGU